AAAGAUCAUAUCCUAAGACCAAAAUAUGAAGAAAAUCCUUUGUAGCAAAUGGUUUAAUAAUUGUAGCCUCUUGUUUGCUAUCUCUGAGAUAACUAGAUAAGCCGUAACACCUACAACCGGCGGUUAUCGUUGGAAUUCUCCCACUAGUUCCGCUACGUCACUGCAGCCUCAGCGGCACGGCCCACAAAGGCACCGCCUGUCCGAGCCGCCGUGCAGCUCAUCCGCCGUGUCCAAUUACCUUCCCUCCAUUUCAAUUCAAGCAGUUUCGCUAGACUGCAGAAAAUGAUCUCUUUGCAAAAGUUUCAAACAAUCCAUCAUUCAUGUUUUCCAUGUGCAGCACCUCAGCUAGGAAUAUCAACAAGUGUCCAUAAUCCUACGCGUGCUUCAUUCCUUGUCAAAUCAGAGCAAGUACCGACAACUUUAGCUUCUUCCUCGCCAGAUCAACCUCAAAGGCGUAAACUACUUGCCCUGGGAGCAUUGGUUUGCCCCUUGUUGAUUUCUAUGCAAAAUAAAACAUCAUUUGCUGCAGAAACUAAGAAGGGGUUUCUGGCUGUAACUGACAAGAACGAUGGCUACUCUUUCCUCUAUCCUUUUGGUUGGCAGGAGGUGGUUGUUGAAGGACAGGACAAAGUUUUCAAAGAUGUCAUUGAACCACUAGAAAAUGUGAGUGUGAAUGUGAUCCCCACUACUAAACAAGAUAUUCGAGACUUUGGUUCCGCGCAAGAGGUAGCUGAAAAUUUAUUGAAGAAGGCUCUGGUUUCAUCUUCUCAGAAGUCAAAACUCAUCGAGGCCACAGAGCAUGAUGCAGAGGGGAAAACCUACUACACCUUUGAGUUUAUUACGCAAGCACCAAACUUCACACGUCAUGCGCUCGCUUCAGUUUGCAUUGGCAAUGGAAAGUUUUACACCAUGACCACUGGGGCUAAUGAAAGGAGAUGGCAGAAGAUGAAAGAUAGACUGCAUACUGUGGUCGACUCCUUUCGAGUUUUCAAAGUUUGAUGUCCACCUCUCCCCACUUCUUCUUGCUUCUUCAUUGUUGUGCUCCAAUUUCAUAAGAAAAAUACUCGACAUUAGGGAGGCAUUGUAAAUUUGUAAUCUUCAAUCCGAUAUGAGCUUACACUAAGGGAGGAUAUCCGUACACGGAAUUAGAUCCAAAUAUUCUUUUGAUUUUAGAAAAAAUUCACAUGAAUAAUCCCAUCUUUUUCGGUUCUUCCAACAUUAAUC
This is a messenger RNA of Cuscuta europaea, 1224 nucleotides long. The record is from the annotation of a GenBank genome assembly. NCBI's taxonomy places the organism in Eukaryota, Viridiplantae, Streptophyta, Magnoliopsida, Solanales, Convolvulaceae.